This is a messenger RNA of Aaosphaeria arxii CBS 175.79, 960 nucleotides long. RefSeq lists its product as uncharacterized. Gene Ontology annotation, biological process: secondary metabolic process. Lineage: Eukaryota; Fungi; Ascomycota; Dothideomycetes; Pleosporales. Bases 1 to 960 code for a protein of 319 amino acids. The transcript has 2 exons. The record is from RefSeq and is a predicted model, not a curated record.
AUGGUUACUUAUUCUACUAUCGUGGCGAGCAACGCGCAUUUUGCCGAACAGCACCAUCUCGGACGCGUGUGCGUCUUCGCAGGCGCAACUGCUGGCAUCGGAUUAGCCACCUUGAAGAAAAUAGCCUUCAUGCUGCACGAAUCGAUGUUCUACAUUCUAGGAAGAUCGAGAUCCCGAUUUUCCGACCAACUGGCGGGAUUGACUAAAAUAAAUCCCAGCAACGUCUAUCAAUUCGUCGAAGAAGAAGUAUCGCUGAUGUCGGCGGUUGACGCCGCCUGUCAUUCAAUUCUCACGUCCGAGACGAAGAUAGAUUACCUUUGCAUGAGCUCCGGCGGCAUACCGUGGCAAGGACCUGUCUAUACCAAAGAGGGUCUAGAGGCAAACUUUGCAAUUUCUUACUUCUCGCGCAUACGGCUUGUCUCUAAUCUACUGCCACUUCUCCAAAAGUCCGAACAGCCACACGUCCUGUCGAUUCUUAACGGAACUAAGGAAAAACGCAUCAAGGAAGAUGACAUUGGACUUGAAAAGUCUUGGGGCAUUGUACCAAUGAUUGAUCACUCCACGCUCCUCACAAGUCUAGCGUUCGAUUAUCUCGCAACGAUCGACCAUUCUAAGCGAGUCGUCUAUCUCCAUGUUACUCCAGGUCUUGUCAAUACAGGGAGCCGAAAGCAGAGACCUGAUACAUCGAAAGGGUGGUUUCGUUGGUUGGGGUUAUUGAUUCUUUCUCACAUCGCAGAUUUCAUGGUUCGACUCACUGGGAUGUCGCUUGAUGAGUCUGGCGAGAGACAUGCAUACGUAUUGACGAGUGGUCAGUUCGAGCCCGGAUCAUGGCGUCUUGAUAAGCUUAAUGAUGUAAUACCGGACAAUGAUGCUGUCGUCUCUUACCGGAACGCUGGCUGGGCGGACAAGAUCUGGAACUUUACAGAGCGUGAAUGGACGCGAGCCCUUAGUGCCAUGUAG